GACUUCACAUAUAGUAAUUAGGGCAAAGGUAACGGGAACGAUUCUCGGUCUAGUAUUGAAUGAACACAUCGAGCUUCUUCAAAAAAGUAUCAAGACUCUCCGUUUUACCCGUGCAGCUUCACAUCCGUUUCUGGAUUAAUAAAGUAUUACUUACUUACUGAGUUGUAAUAAUCAGUCCAGUAAUAAUGGAUAAUCAGAUGUUCGAGUCCACUGCAGAGCGGACAUUUCAGUUUCAGAGCAGCCUCCCUCCUCUACCUGUGCCCGCUCUACAGGACACACUCAACAAAUACCUGCAUGCAGUAAAACCUUUUGCGUCUGAGGAGGAGUUUGGAGCCACAGAGUCCAUUGUGAAACGCUUUGAGGAGGGUAUCGGACAACAGCUGCACCACAAGCUUCUGCAGAGAGCCAAGAGCAGGCGCAACUGGCUCGAGGACUGGUGGCUGGACACAGCCUAUCUAGAGGUGCGCAUCCCCUCUCAGCUGAAUGUUAAUUUUGGGGGACCUACAGCCUAUCUGGAGCACUGCUGGCCUCUAUGUGAGGGAACACAGCUGGAGAGGUCCAGCAUAAAUUUGUGGUUCAUCCUCCAGUACUGGGACCUUAUCCGCACAGAGAGGCUGGCUGUUCAUAAAGCAGGAACGAUACCCUUUGAUAUGGAUCAGUUCCGCAUGCUCUUCUGCACCUGCAAAGUGCCUGGCAUCACUAAAGACACCAUCCUUAACUUCUUCAAAACAGAGAGCGAAGGACCCUGCCCUUCUCACUUGAUAGUGAUGUGUCGUGGGAGGGUGUUCACAUUUGAUGCUCUUUGUGAUGGCCGUAUCCUCACCCCUCCAGAGCUGUUGAGGCACCUCACUCACAUUAAAGAAUGCUGUGAUGGAGAGCCAGAGGGGGACGGAGUGAGCGCUCUCACCACUGAGGAAAGGACCCGCUGGGCAAAGGCUCGGGAGUAUCUGAUCUCCAUUGAUCCUGUGAAUAAGACCAUACUAGAAACCAUUCAGAGUUCUUUAUUUGUGCUGGGACUAGAUGAUGCCAAGCCCUAUGCCACCCCUGAAAACUACACACAGUUGACCCAGCUGGCAUUAACUGGUGACCCCACGAUCCGCUGGGGUGAUAAAUCUUACAAUCUGAUCUGCUUCUCUAAUGGGACCUUCGCUUCUAACUGUGAUCAUGCGCCAUAUGAUGCCAUGGUUUUGGUGUCUAAUGGAUACUACGUAGAUCAACAACUGAGGGCCUGUGGUGGAGUAUGGAAGGGUUCAGAUGUUGUGCGUGAGAUGCCUGUGCCAGAGGAGCUCAUUUUCACCGUGGAUGAACGGGUGAGGAGAGACAUCGCCUUGGCUAAAGAACAGUACAGCAAAAGUUGUAAAGACCUGCAGGUUGUCAGUUACGCCUUUACCUCCUUUGGAAAAGCAGCCAUUAAGAAGAGGAAGCUUCACCCUGACACAUUUGUACAGUUGGCUCUUCAGUUAGCAUAUUACAGGCUACACGGAAAGCCUGGUAGUUGUUAUGAGACGGCCACCACACGCCGUUUCUUCCAUGGCCGCACAGAAACCAUGAGGCCCUGCACUGUGGAGGCCCAGCACUGGUGCAGAACCAUGUUGAACCCUACAGCCACUACUGAAGAGAAAAGACAAGCUUUAAAUGCAGCCUUCAGCAAACACAACAAACUGAUGGGAGAGGCACAGGAUGGAAAAGGCUUUGACAGACACCUCCUGGGCUUGUACCUGAUUGCUAAAGAGGAGGGUCUUCCUGUGCCUGAACUCUACUCAGAUCCACUCUACUCUAAAAGUGGAGGAGGGGGGAGUUUUGUGCUGUCUACUAGUCUAGUGGGCUAUACUACUGUACUGGGAGCAGUUGCACCCAUGGUUCCCCACGGUUAUGGGUUUUUCUACCGCAUCCGUGAUGACAGAAUUGUUGCAUCCUGCACCGCUUGGAAGUCUAGUCCAGAGACAGAUGCCGAAACCUUGUUUCAGAACCUCUGCACCUCUUUCCAUGACAUCAUGCAUGUCACUACUCUGUCCCAACUGUAAAGUAGAGCAUUCUGGGAAGUAUAGUCUAACCUCACUUUCUUUAGUUAUGCCACUGGACAGGAAGCAAAGCUCUGCAGGGCUGAGAUGAUCUCAUGCUUGACUUUCCCUUUAGACUAAUCUAAAUGUAAAGGGUUUUCAUAUGCUUCCUUUUUUCGGUCAUAUUCAGAAUUUAUACUGUAGAGACUUGAAAACAAAUGUGAUCUUUAUUCCAGGAAGUUACUAGACAUUAAGAUGUUGAUUUUCAGAAAUAACCUGGAAUAGUUUUAGUACAGCAGGUGCUUUAAACUCUCACGUGCCUUCAGUUAGUCAUCUCUGAAUUACUUAAAUCAGGAAAUCCUCCUCUGAGGUGCUGCAUGAUUUCUAACUGACCGUUUAUGCUACAUUAGCAAUAUUACUUCCUGUUAAUUGUCGACCUGUGAAACUGUAGAAUGUCACAGGAUGCUUAUGCAAAUCCUUAAAGGGAUAGUUCACCCAAAAAUGAAUAUCCUGUCAUCAUUUACUCACCCUCAAGUUGUUCCCUUUCACCUGUUAAACAGAAAACAAUAUACCGGUAUAUUGAAGAAUGCUGUUAAUCAAAUAGCUGACAUGUAGCCAUAGUUUUUUUUUUUUUUUUUUAUACUAUGGAAGUCACUGGCUACCGUCAACUGUUUGGUGACAGAUGAAAGAAACUCGUACAGGUUUGGAACAACGUGAGGGUAAAUUGAAGAGUAAAUGAUGACAGAAUUUUAAU
Messenger RNA from Rhinichthys klamathensis goyatoka, 2754 nucleotides. RefSeq names its product carnitine O-octanoyltransferase (gene crot). Gene Ontology annotation, cellular component: peroxisome. Gene Ontology annotation, molecular function: carnitine O-octanoyltransferase activity. Lineage: Eukaryota; Metazoa; Chordata; Actinopteri; Cypriniformes; Leuciscidae. The record is from RefSeq and is a predicted model, not a curated record. Bases 186 to 2024 code for a protein of 612 amino acids. The transcript is spliced from 17 exons.